AUGGUCUGCACAAACGCGCUCUCGUCCUUGCUCUCCAGGGCGUUGGUCCGCGCCACUGCGCACUCGGCCUCACCCCACACUACCCGCUCUCUCUCAACAAGAACCCUCAACACCCUCCGGACAAACAACUUUGCGCGCUCCACUCCUCUCGGUGCCUCAUGGACUAAGGCGACCCCUUCUACUUUCUCGACAACUCGAUCCGCUGCUCUCAUGGUCAAGGCUCGCUUUCAGUCCACAGUCGCAGCCACCUCGGGAUCCACAACCGCCACCACUACAGCUGCUACAAGAACUGCAGCUGCAAACGCAGUAGCGGCAGCUCCUGAGGUUGUUGUCAAGCCUAUUGUCGGUUACUGGAUGAUGACAAUCACUGCCAUGACCUUUGGAAUCGUUGUUGUCGGAGGAAUGACCCGUUUGACCGAGAGUGGUCUGUCGAUCGUUGAAUGGAACCUGAUCAAGGGCAUGAAGCCUCCCCGCUCCCAGGCCGAGUGGGAGGAAGAAUUUGAAAAGUACAAGCAGUUCCCGGAAUACAAGAUUUUGAACCAUGGCAUGACGCUUGAGGAAUUCAAGCGCAUUUUCUACUAUGAAUGGUCCCACCGCAUGCUUGGUCGUGCCAUUGGUGCUGCCUUUAUCUUGCCCGGUCUCUACUUUGCCUCUCGCGGAAUGCUCUCCAAGGCCAUUGCGCGUCGUUCUUGGAUCAUUGGUGGGUUAAUUGGUUUCCAGGGUGCUCUCGGAUGGUACAUGGUCAAGUCUGGAUUGGAUGAACAGCUCAUGAGCACCCCUGGAGCUACCCCUAGAGUCUCGCAGUACCGCUUGGCUGCCCAUUUGGGCAGUGCUUUCUUGAUCUACGCUGGCGCAUUCAUGACCGGAUUGAAGGUCCUCACCGACUACAAGAUCUCCAAGGGUGCCUAUGAGUCCUUGGCUUCUGUUACCAACAACCCCAUCUUGAAGCGCUUCAAGGGCGCUGCUCACGGAAUUGUUGCUCUUGUUUUCUUCACCGCCAUCUCGGGAGCCUUUGUUGCUGGAUUGGAUGCUGGAUUGAUCUACAACGAGUUCCCUCUCAUGGGUGGUCGCUUGAUGCCCCCAGUUGGCGAGCUCUUUGACAGCAAGUUCGUUCACGAUAGUGAUCAUCCCACUGUUGGUCUCUGGAGAAACAUGUUUGAUAACCAGGUCACCGUCCAGUUCAACCACCGUGUCCUUGCUACCUCUACCUUCACUGCCGUCUCUGCUUUGUUUUUGUACUCGCGCAACUUGCCCUUGCCUCCUCAGGCCCGCUUGGGUGUCAACCUGUUGAUGGGAGUUGCCUGUUGCCAGGUCGGUCUCGGAAUUGCUACUUUGCUCUACAUGGUCCCUGUCUCUCUUGGAACUGCUCACCAGGCCGGUUCCUUGACCCUGUUGACCUCUGCCAUGUACUUGAUGCACACUCUUAAGAAGGUUCCCGUUCUCAGGAAGAUCCCUUUGAAGUAG
Linnemannia hyalina is the source of this 1464-nucleotide messenger RNA. Lineage: Eukaryota; Fungi; Mortierellomycota; Mortierellomycetes; Mortierellales; Mortierellaceae. The record is from the annotation of a GenBank genome assembly.